UAUUAAUAACAAAUACUAAGUAAAAUCACUCAGACUAUGAUUUAGGCUAUAAUAUUGCUGUAAUUUUUAUGUGUUUCAAUCCUCUAUAUUAAAAGUAUAUAUUAAAUGAAAUAUAAUAAAACAAAUAUUUGAUCCAUGAUGAUUUUAUGGUUGAAUUCUGAUUGAUAGAUAUAUGUGACAAUUACUGUUGGACUUGAAGAUUGGAUGUAACGCGGUAGGAAACGCGACUGAUCUGUUGUCAGUAGAAAUUAACUGUAUGGAUAUUACCGGGAAAACAAUUGUUUUUUGAAGAAUGGAGUCACCACCUGACCUGGAAACUGUUUACCAGGCUGUAUAUUCUUUGUAUAAUAAUUCAAAUCCUUCAGGACCAGGAAAAACAUCUCAAUGGUUGGACGAAUUACAAAAAUCGGUAUUUGCAUGGAAGAUAGCAGAUGAAAUGCUGCAGCAAAAACGGGAUGUUCAGUCCUGUUAUUUUGCUGCACAAACAAUGCGUACUAAAAUACAAUUGUGCUUUCAAGAAUUACCUGCAGAAGCUCACAUUUCUUUAAGAGAUUCUUUAAUGAACCACAUAUCCCAAAUUAAUGAACAUACCAAUUCUGCUAUUGUUACACAGUUAUGUCUAGCAUUAGCAGAUCUUGCAUUACAAAUGUCUACCUGGCAAAAACCAGUUGUUGAUUUAAUUAAUAGAUUUAGUGGAUCAACUACAAGUUUAUGGCCAUUACUUGAGGUGAUGACAGUAUUGCCAGAGGAAGUAAAUUCAAGAUCUCUUAGAUUAGGAGCAAAUCGUAGACAACAUAUAUUACUUGAACUCAAUGCAAGUGCAGAUACAGUAACUGAAUUUUUGAAAUUAUGUCUAAAAAAUGGUGGAGACAAUGUACAAAUACGUAUAACAAUUCUUAGAUGUUUUACAAGUUGGAUUGCAGUACAUGCUAUACCUCUUGUACCCACAAGCGAUGUCAUUGUAUAUACUCUUCAAAUACUUGGAAAUCAUAUAACUGGUUCUCCGUUACACGAGGCAGCUGCAGAUUGCAUAUGUGUAAUUCUGCAAGUUUUAGAGGAAGACAAUAGUAAAAGUCGGGAUAAUAAGGAUAGUAAUGUAAAUCAGGAGUUAGAUAUACAAUUACAGCAAUUACAGCUCUUCCUUUUCACUAGUGUAAUGACCUUAGAACAACCAUACCAUUUAUCUGUUGCACAUGAAGAUAUGGACAAAUCGAUAAAUUAUUGCCGUAUUUUUACGGAAUUAGCUGAAACUUUCCUGGAAACUAUGGUAAAUGGCUGUGCAGGAGGAAAACAACAUUAUGCUAUUAAAAUCCUUGACCUUGUUCUAGUUUGUGUUGGACACCACGACUACGAAGUGGCACAAAUAACUUUUAAUCUGUGGUAUCGUUUAUCUGAAAUUCUAUAUCAAAAAAAUAGCGAUGACCUUAACGCUGUAUUUCGACCUCAUAUUCAGAGAUUAAUUGGAGCAUUAUGUAGGCAUUGUCAAAUGGAACCAGAUCAUUUGGGUCUAGUAGAAGAGGGUGCCGGUGGAGAAGAAUUUGCAGAUUUUAGAAAUCGCGUGUCGGAACUGAUAAAGGAUGUAGUAUUUGUAGUUGGAAGUAGUCAUUGUUUCCGGCAAAUGUUUGCUUCUUUAACGGGUGGUCCAGGACCCCAGGGUCAACCUAAUCAUAUACCUACAUGGGAUUCAACCGAGGCGGCAUUGUUUGUAAUGCAAGCUGUUGCAAAAAAUAUUUUACCAAAAGAAAACGACGUAGUUCCAAAAGUAGUAGAGGCUAUUUUAAAUUUACCGGAAAAUACUCACAUAGCUGUUCGUCAUACAAGUAUUCUUCUAUUAGGAGAACUUUGUGAAUGGAUAAAUAGUCAUCCUCAAUCGCUAGAACCUGUUUUAAAUUUUCUCUUGACUUGCCUAAGUCAGAAGGGUUUAGGAAGUGCUGCUUGUGGAGCAUUGCUAAGUAUUUGUACAGCUUGUCCAUUACAUAUGGCAUCACACUUCCCGGGGCUGUUACAAAUUGCACGGUCUCUUGAUAAUUUCGCUAUUAGUAAUGAGGCAGCUAUUGGAUUACUUAAAGGAGUUGCAAUCAUCAUGUCUAGUUUGCCGCGCGAAGAGCUUACUCAAGCUAUGAAGGAGUUGUGCUGGUUCCAAGCAAGACCGUUAUGUGAAAUUAUGGAACGUAGAAUUCAGAUCGAAAUAGGAACAAAGACUGAUCCUGUGAUAUGGUUAGAUAGAUUAGCUGCUAUAUUUAGGCACACUGAUCCUCAAAUUGAAAAUCCUAAUGAACCUCACCCUUGCCAAAGUGCUGUAACUGAAAUGUGGCCCAUAUUAUCGAACGUAUGCACAACAUAUCAACAUGACGCAAAAUUGAUGGAAAGGUGCUGCCGUUGUUUAAGAUUCGCUGUUCGUUGUGUAGGAAAACAUUCCGCCCAUCUACUUGAGCCACUCGUCAAACAGAUCGUGCAAUUAUAUGCAGCUCAUCAACAUAGUUGUUUUUUAUAUCUUGGUUCAAUAUUAGUUGACGAAUAUGCGAUAGAUACAGAAUGUGUCUCAGGUUUAUUAAGAAUGGUGGAGGCAUUUAUUGGACCUACUUUCAAUAUCCUUCAACAGCAGGAUGGGUUAAAAAAUCAUCCUGAUACAGUAGACGAUCUGUUUAGAUUAUGUGCAAGGUUCCUUCAAAGGGCUCCCAUACCCUUUUUACAUUCAGUUGUGAUAGAAAGUAUAAUUGACUGUGCCUUGAUGGCUUGUAGCUUAGACCAUAGAGACGCAAAUGUCUCAGUAAUGAAAUUCUUUUACGACCUUUUACAUUGUGGUCGUAAUUAUGAGAAUCGAGCGGAUUAUCCAAUACGAAGAGAAUUGGUCCAAAACAUAUUAAAAGAAAAAGGACAAACACUUGUCGUGAGAUUACUUCAUGCGUCUGUGUUUUCACUAUCAUCCUACAUGUUAUCUGACGUAGCAGAUGUUUUUGUUGAACUUUCUCUAAGUAACAGAGAAUUACUAUCGAAAUGGUUAGAAGAAGCCAUCAAAACGAUGCCAUCACAAAACGCAGGUGGUUCUCCUACAGCACAACCCGAACAGCUCUUUGAAUUUCAUAAUACGGUGACGAGGGCAGAGAGUGCAAAAUCCGUGAACCAUGCCUUACGUACUUUUGCCCGUUUGUAUCGUUGAUGCAUUUCGAUGUAAAAUUAAGGUGAAGAAUGUCAAAAUUAUAGAUAGCAAAGAUCUUCCAAAAUCCUUCAUAUAUGCAAUAUGUUUGGGGAUAUCAAAAAUCAAGAUUAUUAUGAAGUGGUGAGUCAAUGCUGUGUAAAUGUAAUAGAAAAAAUUUUUAAUACUUUGUACUUGUUUACUAUCUACACAUUCCUUCACAAAGUAUGUCAAAAUAAUCAAAUUCAGCUAACUUUCUUAUAAGAUAUAUUUAAUAAUUUUUUUUUUUUUUUAGCACAAGCAUUUUUUCAUAUAAAAGUAUUAAACAUAAAACUUCUUUAUAUACCACUCUUUAGUUGUUUUCUGUUAUAGGCAUAGUUUUGUUCCGUUUGUUUCCUGUAUUCCUUGACUAUACAAUAUUAAUGCAAAAUAAUACCCGGAUUAUCUAUUAUAUGUGUAGUAGGUAUGUAUCUAGUCAGCUAUUUACAAUAAUUUAACACUAUACAUGCUUUGUAGAUAACGUGUAGGUAGUAAACAUUAAAAUGUCAGAUCGAUUGUAUAAUUUCUGCUUUCCAUCUUAUUUACGUAGAUAAGAUUACAAUCGAAUUAAAUUAUUUCAAAAUAUGAAAGUGUAUCCUAUUCACUUUUUAAAUUCAUUAAUAUUAUUUCAUAACUAUGUUCUCAAUGUCGGUUGUUCUGUUGAAAAAUAUUUCUGGUUAUGCAUAUUUUAUCUUAAAUGACUAAUAAUAUGGAGAGCAAAGAAAUUUGCGAAACAAAACACCUAAAUGAAGUGUAAAUCUAUACAAUUCUGAAUGGGUAAUACACAUAAUACAAAUCAGUUGUGUAUACAUAUUAAAAAGAAUGAAACAUAUGCAUGAAUUUUAUUGGAUAAUAUGUACAAUUAAUUCACACUUCUGUAUCUUUUUCACAUGUCUCACAAAAUAUAAUUUUAUAUAUAUUUAGAUCAUA
This is a messenger RNA of Osmia bicornis bicornis, 4105 nucleotides long. RefSeq names its product transportin-3 (gene Tnpo-SR). The record is from RefSeq and is a predicted model, not a curated record. Bases 293 to 3160 code for a protein of 955 amino acids. NCBI's taxonomy places the organism in Eukaryota, Metazoa, Arthropoda, Insecta, Hymenoptera, Megachilidae. Gene Ontology annotation, biological process: protein import into nucleus. The transcript is spliced from 18 exons. Gene Ontology annotation, molecular function: small GTPase binding. Gene Ontology annotation, cellular component: cytoplasm; nuclear membrane.